Molecule: messenger RNA, 591 nt
Organism: Kwoniella botswanensis
Lineage: Eukaryota; Fungi; Basidiomycota; Tremellomycetes; Tremellales; Cryptococcaceae
Exons: 1
Coding region: 1-591 (196 amino acids)
Source: RefSeq, a predicted model, not a curated record
AUGAUUUCCAAGAUCGUGAAUCCAAGACACGUCUGUACUCAUUCUCCUCUUGGACCAUAUUCAUAUCCAUUGGACCUAUUGUCCGAGCCGACAUCGAUACCUAUCACAUGUACCACGAAGAUAGGAAGGGAAUAUAUAAGAUACAAGUUACCUUUCCCCAUCUUACCUCGUUUAACCACCCGCUUAAUCAUCCAGGAAGAAACGGUUAAGCAUUUCAAACCCAAAGAAGAUUGGUUCUUCACCCAGCAGGAUAUCGAUAUCAUCUCGUUGCAAGGUUUCAUAAAGUGGUUUAGAGGACCGCUUACCAGGACAAUACAAGCGGUGCCCUACAAUGGGCGAGAUAAGGAUAUGACUGGACAAACUAGAGUGGUCAUUCACGUUCCCACCAGACUGUCCGUCCUCAAGGUCGUGGUUGGAAGGUUACGUACUUCGGUCGAGGCUCAUGUUGGUACCAUGGAAAAGAAUGGGGUCUACGAAGAGCUGGGUAAAUGGUUGAUAGGUAAGAAAAGAUCGGGAUUCAAGAGUAAAGGUAUCAAGGUUGAUAUGGUGACUUGGGAUGAGAAGGGGAGAUGUCCUGCUUGUGAUGGAUGA